CCAGCCGAGCGGGUGGGUACGUCCCGGCUGGCUGCAGAGCGGGGCUCUGCCCCGGGCGGAGGAGCCGCCGCCGGCCCCGGGCAAGGUGCGGGGACAGGCGCGCCGCGGGGCUGGCGGGCGGCCACCGCCGGCGCUCGGGCAGCUCCCCGCUCCCGCCGGCGGACACCGGAGGAGCCCGGCUUCCCUGGGACAUGCCAUUUGAGAAAGAAAAGUAACUUAACGCUGGCUGCAGGCGGGGUCAGGGUGAUGUAACAGGAAGCUCUGAUGUUUCGCUGCUGCCGCCGCUCCUCACUUACAAUCUGACACGCUCCCGGCGCUGCCCGCAGCAGCGCGUCUCCGCCGAGCCCGGCGCGGCGCGGCGGGGCCACCUCUCCCCGCGGGCUCCUCUCCCGGGGCCACCGCUCCCCGCGGGCUCGGGAACCGGAUUACAGCCGGCGGGAGGAUCGGGCUCUCGUAGGUCUCUUGGCCGGAGAGCAGGGAACGAAACAUCUCCCGUCUCCCUCACUGAACUGAUUUACCCGAAACCGUUCUCGUAAAAACUCAGUGCGUUUGAGUUCAUUCAACUACAAUAUAAAAUUCACUGUGCCGGAUAUAAAAAUGACAAAAAACCGGAUCACACUUUUGCUGUUCUUCUUAUCAGCUACUAUGUUUUUUGCCACUGCUAUACCAUCUGAAGGGCAUCAGAAUAUGACGGAGGACUUCACUCAACUGAGUGUUACACGGAAUAAAAUUAUGACAGCACAGUAUGAAUGCUACCAGAAAAUUAUGCAAGAUCCUAUUCAUAAGAAAGAAGGUCCUUACUGUAACAGGACGUGGGAUGGCUGGUUGUGCUGGAGUGAUGUUGCUGCUGGAACUGUGUCAGUACAGCGUUGUCCUGACUACUUUCAGGAUUUCAACCCAUCAGAAAAAGUUACGAAGAUCUGUGAUCCAAGUGGGAAUUGGUUUAGACACCCAGAAAGCAACAGGACAUGGACAAACUAUACACAGUGUAAUAUCUAUACGCAUGAAAAAGUGAAGACUGCUCUGAAUUUGUAUUACUUGGCCAUCAUCGGACAUGGUCUUUCAAUUGCAUCACUUCUGAUUUCUCUUGGCAUAUUCUUUUAUUUUAAGAGCUUGAGUUGCCAAAGGAUUACCCUGCAUAAAAAUCUGUUUUUCUCUUUUGUUUGCAACUCUGUUGUAACAAUAAUUUCCCUGACUGCAGUUGCCAACAAUCAGGAGUUAGUUGCAAGUAAUCCAGUUAGUUGCAAAGUGUCUCAGUUCAUCUACCUGUACCUGAUGGGUUGCAACUACUUCUGGAUGCUGUGUGAAGGCAUUUACCUGCAUACCCUCAUUGUGGUGGCUGUUUUUGCUGAGAAACAACACUUGAUGUGGUAUUACCUUCUUGGCUGGGGUUUCCCACUGAUCCCUGCCUGCAUCCAUGCCGUUGCUAGAAGUCUGUAUUAUAAUGACAAUUGUUGGAUCAGCUCUGAUACUCAUCUGCUGUACAUCAUCCAUGGCCCUAUCUGUGCUGCUCUGCUGGUGAAUCUUUUCUUCCUGCUAAAUAUCGUUCGUGUUCUCAUAACCAAGCUGAAAGACACCCACAAGGCAGAAUCCAACCUGUACAUGAAAGCAGUGAGAGCUACCCUGAUUCUUGUUCCACUGCUUGGCAUUGAAUUUGUGCUGUUUCCAUGGCGACCAGAGGGCCGCAUCGCUGAGGAGGUGUAUGAUUAUGUGAUGCACAUCCUCAUGCAUUACCAGGGUUUACUGGUGGCUACGAUUUUCUGCUUCUUUAAUGGAGAGGUCCAAGCUGUUUUGAGAAGACACUGGAAUCAGUACAAAAUCCAAUUUGAGCACAGCUUCAGCCACUCGGAUGCUAUGCGCACCGCUUCCUACACCGUAUCGUCAAUCAGCGACGUUCAAGGCUACAGCUACAACCACGACUGCACCAGUGAACAUUUAAAUGGGAAGGGCUACCAUGACAUGGAGAGCGUGGUUUUAAAAACUGAAAAGCUGUACGGUUGACUGCCAAAGGCUCGGCCUAUGGCAGAGCACUUACCCUCCCGAACGCCUGCUUCGUUUAACGACUCCACGGCCAGAAGAUUUUACCUAACUUGGGAUAUGUUAUUCUCCUGAAUGAUGCAAACUAAACCAACACGUUUUUCAUAUGUAUGUAUAUAUAUGCAUAUAUACAUAUGUUUGUGUUUCUGUGUACCUAUAGAGUAUGGACAUCUGUACAUAUAUGUCUAUAUAUGUAUGUGCAUUUAUAUAAGGAUACAAACUUUGCCUCUUCAGUUUCUACUGUGUAGACAAAGUUGGCAAUUUUUUGUACAAAGGGAAUCAAUGAAGGAUUUCUUAUUUCCUUGGAAGUUUCUAUAAGACUGUGUUGUGUUGGAGCCACUUCAUUUGCCUAUAGAAUCUUAGAGUGUAAAUACCAUACUGUAUUGUCUUAAUUCAACCUAAAACUGAACAAAGGAAAAUGGUUACAGUAGGUGCAAUAAUAACAACAGAUUGUCCCCGUUAAUUUUGUGUCCAGCAUUUGACUGUCAAAAAAGCCCAUCAGGUGGUCUGAGAUAAGACUCAAAGAUAUCGAUGGUUUGGUUUGGUUUUCCCACUAUUAUUUUAAAUCAAACAUAGAGACACCAGUGCAAGUCUGAGAGUCUGCUUACUUUUGUACUGCAAUGUAAUAUUUUACAGCAAGCUUUGACCAAUUUUAUUUAGACUAUUUUUGCAUAUCCAGGAGUGUCUCCUUCUCCUCAAGUUCAUGGAAGUUUCUUAUUGGCUUUAACACAGACAAGCUGAAUGAGGCCUUACUGCCAGAAAGAAAAGUAGUAACCUGAAGAACUGUAAAUCCUUCCAGACACUAACUCGUAAUUGAAGCGGAUGGAACGUCACUGUGUGCUUAAGGAAUUCACUCAACUGGGAAAAGAUCAUGUACAGAAUUUGUUGUAGUCAUGCUCUUGUUUUAUUUUUAAGUAUUUCCCUGACCACAUGCUUGAUAAAUUAUCUCCUUCAUUCUUGGGGCAAAGUGUUGAUAAUUUUGUGGAUUUUAUUGCCUGCAAAAAGCAAGCAGGACUGACUGCAGUGCAAAUGACACACUGCCUUUAAAGCCAGUGUAUGAGAUUCAGACUAGUCAAGCAAACUACUGUUACUAAUUGUCAUGAGCUGGAAAAUCCAAUCUAAAGUUCAUCUUAUAAAGGUUAACAACAUUAUAGAUUGAAAAUUUCGGUACUGUUUUGGAAUGCUUGAUUCUGAAUCUCAGUUACUUAGCGUAGAACAGUACCUUAUAAGUUGUUUCUUUGGUUCUACUGGUGAAUAACGUCUCGCUGAAAAUGAGGAGGUUGUAAGGAAGGUCUUGAGAAAAAUGUGUCUUUAUAGUAAUCUAUGUUUUUUAAAAUCUUUAUGCUUUACAAAAAGAGUGGUUUUCUUAAGUGAGAUGACAAAAAAAGCUCAAGAAUGAGGGUAUGAUACGAGGUAAGUUUAGAAAAGUCUUACUAAAAAUCACAAAAGCAGAAAAAGCUUUUAUUAGUUUAUUAUGCAGAUAAGUCUACUUCAGGUGGGGAAAAACCAAAACAAAAUAGAAGAAAAGUAGAUGCUGGAGUUGAUAGACUAUUACGCUGAUUAAUGUAUAGCUGAUGCAUGUGAGCCAGUCAAAAAAAAAACCAAUGACAGUUCUUUCUAAGACCACUUCCAUUUUAAAUACUUAAUUUUUUAUAUUAACAACUUGAUUUUAACAUUUAAACAUUUAUGUCAGUAGCCUGUCUGUAAGCUUCAUUAGCUCUAGUUAAUUCGCUGUCACAGUGUUUAUUGGUUUGUGACUUCAUAAGGCUUUAAAUGCUUUGUAUUUAGAAGGAAAACAUUAGGGGGAUGCGGUAAGUUCACGCCACUUGCACCUUUCUGUAGCUUUUUACAGUUCUUAUGUCUGGAGUUUGCAUUUAGAAAGUGUUUUAUUAAUGAUUUAGUUUCAUAAUACAGAACCUCAGCUAGGAUGCGCAAAUCAAGACUUCUGCUCUUCUGCAAGGCUAUCUGUUUGAUUGGUGGGAAUUGGAUUCCCUACUUUAGAAUAGUGUGAAAUCUGGCAAUCAGAUGUCAUAAUCUCUUAAAUUGCAAGAAUACAGUAACGGUAUCUGCUACAACAUGAUUAGAGGUUACCUACAACUCUGCUUGCUUACCUGUGUAGUGUUACUUAAAAUCUGUGCAAUGUUCAAAAAAUAUUAGUGGUGCAGAAAAUCCCUGCCGUGGUAUAGCAGCUUUACACUUGGAGGACCAGAUCAUCAACAGGUAUAAAUCUGUCUUGAGUUCCCUUUUCAGAAUCAAGGGGUCCCAGCUGAGAACCAAAGCCCAGGCAGAUAUCUGUCCAUUUAAAAGGGCUUUGCAGUCCUUUAUGGCAUAUUAUCAGGCAAUUAUUUCAGUGGUAGCUGGUGGGUGGUUGUAAUGUUGUGAUGAUUUAGAGCGUGAUACAAUAUUAGAUUUUGAAUUAAGCUUCCUUCUCGGGCCGUUCAAAUUUAACACCUUAAUAAAAAAUUUAUCACUUAAUGCUAAGUACUAGUUGCUAAUUGCUCCCUGUACUCUGCUAGAGAAACUUGUAAUGGUAAUUUAGGAGGGAAAAUCGUUUUUUGCGCAGAAAUUGUCCUACUUCCAGGCAGACAAUCACAGCAUGCUUCUAGGCACACAUCCGUCUUUGCUUUGGGAAAGAAACACACAUCCAGCUGGGUGUGCAAGAAAGCAUUUGUGGCCAUAGAGGGUUACAUGGCAUGGGAGAACUACAUUUCCCCCCUCCUCAUGAGGUUAACUAACCUAUUUCCUAUUUUUCAUUGGAAAAUAUAAAUCCUUUAUGUUGUCUUCCUACCUCACCUUUUUCAGUUCCUACACAACCAAGAGAAGGGUCUGCUUCUUAAAAUGUUUUCCUGUCACAACAGAUAAAAAUCAAAUCCUUUUUGCUGGUUGCUUAUGGCUCAUUUUCUGCUUUACAGAAGGUUGUAUUCCUUAUCUGCAUUCUCUGGGAUGGAAGUAAACUCAGUUUUGGUGGGGCUGUGAGAUUCCUUUGAACAUGCAAACAGUUAUCUGUUGUUAUUUGCUCUUUAUUUUUUUGUUAUUUAGUGAGGAUUUACUGUAUCAAUCUACAGGGGCUACAGCAAUACUUGUCUUCUGUGUGGUAUCUGUAAUACCAGCAUGUCAGUAUUCUAUGAGAGGGAAUGUCUAUUUUUAAUGCUACUGUCUUCAGUUAAUAAAAAGCUCCAUUGCAGGGGCCUCUCAGUUGUUUGUUUGGUUGUUUUGUUUAAUGUUAGCAUUUAUGCUAUGUAUUUUUUCAUUGUGAUGAUCUACUAGAGUAUUUGACUGUAGAAAUGCUUGAACACAUGCUCCUUUUCAUGUCAUGAAACAUUUGGGCUGGAAACCAGGAAACAGUCAAGUAUUGUCCUAUGUAAAUAAGAUUAAUAGAAGCUAUCAGCAUUGUAUUUAUUGCUUACACUAAGAAUGAAAUGGAAAAAAUGUGAACUUAUUUUUUGGUUGUGCUUUGUUUUCACUUUGUUCAUAUGAAUUAUCAUGUACUUUAAUUGCUGAAAGGAAGUGUUAUGUUUGUGAUCAAUAAAAUAUUACUACAUUUAUUCAGA
Phalacrocorax carbo (great cormorant) is the source of this 5588-nucleotide messenger RNA. Lineage: Eukaryota; Metazoa; Chordata; Aves; Suliformes; Phalacrocoracidae. The record is from RefSeq and is a predicted model, not a curated record.